Messenger RNA from Myotis davidii, 1486 nucleotides. It is a transcript of the gene GIMAP4, whose product is annotated as GTPase, IMAP family member 4. The transcript has a single exon. The annotation marks the transcript as partial. Lineage: Eukaryota; Metazoa; Chordata; Mammalia; Chiroptera; Vespertilionidae. Gene Ontology annotation, molecular function: GTP binding. The record is from RefSeq and is a predicted model, not a curated record.
ACCAAAGAAGAGGAAAAUGCCGUGGAGAAGAUGCUGUCAAUGUUUGGACCCAAAGCUAGGAGAUACAUGAUUCUCUUAUUCACCCGGAAAGAUGACUUGGAUGGCAUGGAGUUCCAUGAUUACUUAAAGGAGGAUCCAGAAGGCAUUCAAGAUCUGAUAGAGCAAUUCAGGGGUCGUCACUGUGAGUUCAACAAUAAGGCAACAGGGGCUGAACAGGAGGAUCAGAGGGCACAGCUGCUGGAAUUGGUCCAGCGCAUGGUGAUGGAGAACGAGGGAGGAUUCUAUACUAAUAAGAUGUACCAAAGGGCUGAGGUGGAGAUUCAGAAACAAAUUCAAGUGAUACAAGAACAACUCAGAGAAGAGCUGGAGAGAGAGAAGAGGCAGUUAGUAAAGGAGUAUGAAGAAAAAAUCAGAAGGCUAGAGGAUAAACUGGAGCAAGAAAAGAGCAAGGCAGAAAUGAAGAGGGAAUUGGCAGAAAGGGAGAGUCGCUAUGUUUUAAGGCAGGAAAAUGCCAGAAGUGAAGUUGAGAGUCAGAAAAGGAUGCUUGACAUAAUCUUGGAAGCAUUAAAGGUUGCUUCCUUUUUAUUCUCAUUUCUGUUCAAGGAAGAUUAAGCUUAAUGAAAAUCUGACUAUGUCUCCUGCAUAUUUUCAAGUGUUCCUUCCCCAUAUAUCUCAUUCCCCCCAAAUCUGUUUCUAUCUCUCAAGCUCUCAGGACUGGGGAGUGUAGUAAAGUUUCUUGUUGUCAAUUAGUGGAUAUUUCAUUUAUUCUACAGGGAGAGACACAUUCUCCAUUUGUUAAACUCCAAAGCAGAACGUAUGGAUAAUCCCUAUCUACUGAGCUCUUUCUUAGACACAGAGAAGGGGAAUACAUGAGACCAAAAGAUGGUGACUCCAAGCUUUCUGUAUUUAUCCCUAGUGACCAUUUCUCCUCUAGAUUAUUUCUAGAUUGGCACAUAAUCUCCACCUAUAGCUUCUACUUCACAUUUUUACCUUUGGAAUGAUAAUGAUCAUUUUACCUAUGCUAUUAGAUAAAUCAAUUAUUUUCAUUAGGUAAUGGAUAGCUAGAGAUGCUUAUAGAAUUCUUUCUAAAUGACCAUAAAUGUGUUGAAUUACAUUCUUAUGGAAAGACUGAAAUUGUUCCUUAUUAUCUGCCCACUGAAGAACAAAGAGUUGUUUGAAAAACAGAUUUCUUAGAACUCAACUAAGUGAAAUGUCAAAAGAGUAAAAGACAGAGAUUCAACAGCUAAGAGAACAAUGUUCAGUAUAUGCAGAUGUUUCUGUGGAUAGUCUUUAAGCAACAUAUAUGUAACCACUUCACUGAAUAACUAGUUCUGUCCUUUUCUUGUGAAACUCACUGUGGCCACCACAUUGCAAUCACUCCACACCUUGAUUACUUACCGCUAGGUGCUUCAUUCCCACACAGUUUCCCCCACCCAUUACAAUUGUUUGCUUAUUGCUACUAUAAUAAAACUUUUCUAUUCUCUCA